Molecule: messenger RNA, 7351 nt
Organism: Labrus bergylta (ballan wrasse)
Lineage: Eukaryota; Metazoa; Chordata; Actinopteri; Labriformes; Labridae
Source: RefSeq, a predicted model, not a curated record
AGCUCUCUUUUUUUCCUCUCUUUUUUUUGGUCACAGCACAGGCUGUGACUUGGUAUGCUUGUUAACGGUGACACAGAGAAGAAGCAGUAUUAGUCCGGUUUUUUUUUUCUUUUGCGUAACCGCGUUUUUCUGUCUGUCUAUUAGACUGUUGGAGCAGAGCCUGGACGCGCCGCAUAUGUAAUGAGGUCCUAUCAACUCCGGCACAGCGCUCACUCUCUAUCACAGAUGAACUAAUACAGCGGUGCUGGGACACAUAACGUGAUUUGAUGCGUUCUUGCUCGGCUCACAUGUUCUCUCCCCUAAGACCUACUGACAUUGAGUACGGAAUUGUUUGCACGGUUUAAUGGAUCCAGUGUGACGAUUCAAGAUUGGAAUCCGUCAUUCUUCUAAAUGGACGGGCAUCUUUGGGUGAUUGCUUAGUUGAGAGAAGCAGAGCGGAAAAGCGCGUUGGUUUGAUGGAUCGGAUGUGGUCAGUUGAGUCCCCGGUGUAACCUUCACGGUGUUUUCAGCAGCCGCUGUCCGGCAGUCAGUCUGUUGUCUGGACUUGGAGCUGUCCGCGGUGCUGAAGGUCGGCAGUUUCUUCAUUAUCAAGAGCAAGCAGCAGCAGCGGACAGUCGCCACCUCAUUACCAGGACUUAAACACGGUGAUCAUUCUGCGCAGGGACAGUGUUUUCCCUCAGUGGCACCAUGGGUUAUGUGGGUAUGCAACUUGUGCCGAAAACAACAAGAAAUCCUCACCAAAUCGGGGGCAUGGUUCUAUGGCUCGGGGCCUGGUCAGGUGCGGGGUGUGUUUGAGGGUGGGCCGCAGGGGAAGAAGGCCAAACUGCAGGACCCGUCCCUGUACCCCUACCAGGGAGCCUCAGGGGACUUGACACCAGCGUCAGACAGAAGCAGACCUCACGGUGGGCACCUGCACAGACAGUCAUCCCUCGACAACGGCUCCGGGCCGAGGUACUUGGGAUCAGACGGACCAAUAGACAGGAAACGAAGCCCAUCUGCAUCCAGGGAUCCAAACCAAAAAUACGACCAAAGGGAGGGGGGCGACCAUUCACAGUAUGCCCCGACGGACGGCAGUAUGCCCAGAUCACCGUCUGAUUAUGGGGAUGGGGACCCCCGGCGGGCUCCGCGGGGCCCACACAUGUACCCAGAUGUGGAUGCGUCACGAAUGGGCUACAGGGACCGGCGUGGUCCUGGACGCUGGCACUCCCAGGAAUACCCGCUGGACCAGGAGCUAGAUGGACCACCUAGUGAGUAUGACCUCCAGCGGCAGCGGCAGGAGGAAUUCCAGACUCGCUAUCGCAGUGACCCCAACCUUGCACGCUAUCCCAUUAAGCCGCAGCCCUACGAGGAGCAGAUGAGGAUGCACGCUGAGGUUGGACGCCUGCGACAUGAACGCCGUCAUAGUGAUGUCUCCCUGGCCUAUACAGAACAGGAUGAACCAAGCCCCAUCCGGCUGUCUCGACAGCAUCUCACUGAGCGCAGGCCGCCUAUGGUGGGACAGCGCUCCUACUCUGUUGACCGCUCCUCAUCUGGGCCCAUGGGUCCUGGCCUUGGAGGCCAUCGAACCUCUAAUCACAGCCCCCCCACGCCUCACCGUAGCCCUGUACUGGGUGACAGAUCAGGGGACCUGCAGAGAGGGGACCUGGGUGUAGGUGGAGAUCCAAUGAGGAGGCAGCAACACCACUUGGACCCUAGUUCAGCUGUUCGCAAGACAAAGAGGGAAAAGAUGGAGAGCAUGUUGAGGAAUGAUUCCCUCAGCUCGGACCAGUCAGAGUCGGUGCGCCCACCACCCCCCAAGCCCCACAAAACCAAAAAGGGAGGAAAGAUGCGCCAGGUGUCACUGAGCAGCUCGGAGGAGGAGCUGGCCACCACGCCUGAGUAUACCAGCUGUGAGGACGUAGAGAUAGAGAGUGAGUCAGUCAGUGAGAAAGGAGAUUUGGAUGGCCAUUGGUGGGACCAUGCGUCUUGGCAUAGCAGCGAGGCCUCCCCAAUGUCUUUGCACCCGGUGACGUGGCAGCCGUCCAAAGAUGGGGAUCGCCUAAUAGGGCGUAUUUUACUCAAUAAGCGUAUGAAAGAUGGAAGUGUGCCUCGAGACUCAGGAGCUCUGCUUGGUCUGAAGGUGGUUGGAGGCAAGAUGACAGAAUCUGGUAGACUAUGUGCUUUUAUCACUAAAGUGAGGAAAGGAAGUCUAGCAGACACUGUUGGACACCUCAGACCAGGUGACCAGGUGUUGGAGUGGAAUGGGAAGCUUUUACAAGGAGCCACAUUUAAAGAAGUUUACAAUAUCAUUCUAGAAUCCAAGCCUGAGCCACAGGUGGAACUAGUGGUGUCACGGCCUAUAGGAGAUAUUCCAAGGAUACCAGACAGCACACAUGCACAACUGGAAUCAAGUUCGAGUUCUUUUGAGUCUCAGAAGAUGGAUCGCCCAUCCAUCUCCGUCACGUCCCCCAUGAGUCCCAGCAUGCUGAGGGACGCCCCCCAGUACCUGUCAGGACAGCUCUCAAGCCAAAGCCUUAGUAGAAGAACAACGCCUUUUCCCCCUAGGGUUCAGGUCAAACUUUGGUAUGACAAAGUGGGCCAUCAGCUCAUAGUCACCAUCUUGGGCGCCAAAGACCUGCCUGCUAGGGAAGAUGGCCGGCCCAGGAACCCUUACGUCAAAAUAUACUUCCUCCCUGAUAGAAGCGACAAAAGCAAGAGGAGAACAAAAACGGUAAAGAAAUCCUUAGAGCCCAAAUGGAACCAGACCUUUAUGUACUCGCCUGUGCACCGGCGAGAGUUCCGAGAGCGCAUGCUGGAGAUCACAUUGUGGGACCAAGCCAGGGUGAGGGAGGAGGAGAGCGAAUUCCUAGGAGAGAUCCUUAUCGAGCUGGAGACAGCUCUUUUGGACGAUGAGCCACACUGGUACAAGCUUCAAACUCAUGAUGUGUCCUCCAUCCCGCUACCACGUGCCUCCCCAAACACACAACGCAGGCAGCUCCACGGAGAGAGUCCAACACGACGGCUGCAGAACAAAGGCUCAUAUUCGCACAACUCAGGAUCCCAGAGGAUAAGUGACAGUGAGAUCUCGGACUACGAUUGUGAAGAUGGUGUUGGGGUAAUAACAGAUUACAGGCCAAAUGGCAGAGACUUCCAAAGCUCCACGUUGUCGGUCCCUGAGCAGGUGAUGUCGUCUAAUCACUGUUCUCGGUCAACUGAUAUCAACCGGGCGCGAUCGCGCUCUCCCAGCGUCCCCCCACCCUCCAGCAGAAGUCUGGACCCAGCCUUUGACCUUAGGCCUUCUCAGUACAGCUCCUCCACUAGAGUGGACCACCACAGUGUGUCUGAAGAUAACUACUCACCUGACAGCCGCAACCAUCGUGUGUACCCAAUCUGCAGAGAGGAAGCAGUCAGGUUACUGCGUUCUACUAGGAUGUCCCGUGCCUAUUCAGAGGGCGCCUACUCCUCCGACUAUGAAUACGAGAGGAAUCACGGAGCCAUGGAUAGACACGAGUAUCACAGCAGGUCCCGCUCUGCAGACCAGCGACCCACUAUAGAGCGCCCCACAUCCCGCUCACGCUCCACUGAACGCCCCCACGACUCUUCGCUCAUGAGGUCCAUGCCGUCCCUGCCAUCUGGGAGAUCUGCCCCCCCCUCACCUGCCUUGACGAGGGCGCAUCCUCGUAGUGGAUCGGUACAAACAAGUCCCUCCAGUACCCCCAUGUCCAACAGACGAGGACGGCAACUCCCCCAGCUUCCACCCACGGGAAAAGAGAGAAGUAUGGACAUGGAGGAGAGGACCAGGCAGAUGAAACUAAAGAUGAACAAGUACAAACAGGGAGCAGGCUCUGACUCCAGACUGGAGCAGGACUACCACAAGCGUUCAGGCAGAGAUCCACGGGGCUCAGAUAACCUGUCGGCCAAGUCAUCGGACAGUGAUGUAAGCGACGUGUCCGCUGUGUCGAGAACCAGUAGUGCCUCUCGGUUCAGCAGCACGAGCUACAUGUCUGUCCAAUCAGAAAGGCCGCAAGGGAACCGAAAGAUACGUGACUUUGCAUCCAAAAUGAAAAACAGGCAAAUGGGCUCGUCAGGCGGGUUGAACAUGACUAAGAGCACAAGCAUCAGCGGUGACAUGUGUAACCUGGAGAAGACAGAUGGGAGCCAGUCUGACACUGCAGUUGGCACGGUAGGCACUGAUGACAAGAAGAGGCGCUCCAGCAUUGGUGCCAAAAUGCAGGCCAUGGUUGGCAUGUCACGCAAGAGCCGGAGCACCUCUCAGCUUAGCCAAACAGAAGCGGGAGGCAAAAAGUUACGCAGCACGAUUCAGAGGAGUACAGAGACGGGCCUAGCAGUCGAGAUGAGGAGCAGGAUGACUCGGCAGGCCAGCCGGGAGUCCACUGAUGGCAGCAUGAACAGCUACAGUUCUGAGGGAAAUCUCAUCUUCCCUGGUGUGAGGCUUUCCUCAGAUGCCCAAUUCAGCGACUUCCUUGAUGGUCUUGGCCCCGCCCAGCUGGUUGGACGACAGACGUUAGCUACUCCACCUAUGGGUGAUAUCCAAAUUGGUAUGGUGGACAAGAAAGGAGCACUGGAGGUGGAGAUUAUCAGAGCCCGUGGCCUUGUGGGAAAACCAGGUUCGAAGGCACUGCCAGCACCAUAUGUAAAGGUCUACCUUUUAGAAAAUGGAGUCUGCAUAGCCAAAAAGAAAACAAAAGUAGCAAGAAAAACCUUGGAUCCUCUUUACCAGCAGCAACUGCCGUUUGAAGAGAGUCCAGGGGGAAAGGUUUUACAGGUCAUUGUUUGGGGAGACUAUGGACGUAUGGACCAUAAAUCAUUCAUGGGAGCAGUUCAGAUACUGUUAGAUGAGCUGGACCUGUCCAAUAUGGUGAUUGGCUGGUUUAAGCUCUUUCCUCCUUCCUCACUGGUGGACCCUACUCUAGCACCACUGACAAGAAGAGCUUCCCAAUCCUCACUGGACAGUUUCUCUCGAUCAUAGCAGCGUGUGGACUUAUAGCGUUGUUGUAGCAGCCAGUGUUGCAAUUACAGGUCACGCCCCCGGUUACACUGCAUGCUUGAUGUUGUGUCUUCUGAGCCUGUUUCUAGGGGUGCAAAUGUGAUCCUGUGUUUUAAGCAAAAACGUUGCGCACAUUGUGCACGUGGCGACAUGUAUUGCAAGGGCCUGGCAGCCUGGAUUGCCAGGUGUUGUUGUUGAUGUUUGGAGGAAGCUGGAAUGAACUCCUUAGCACGAGGAAUCCAUCAGUUCCAGGUUUUCAUCCAAUUCGAAGCCAUGGGGGUCAGUACUGGGAACUGUCAAAUGAGUUCUACAGAAGCCCUUUUCGAAUGAAAAAAAAAUCCUCUAAUUUUUGUUUUUUUUGUUUUCAUUUAUUAUUAUUUUCUUUAAUUUUCUGUUAAUGUCAAUGUACUUGUAUCUGAAGGGGCUGACAGUGUUUCUAAACAGCUGCUUGGUCAUGCCACGCCAACAGACCUAGCUGUGUAAAUGGAGUUUUGGAGACAUCACUUUUUUGGUGAGGUGUGUCCUAGCUUGUAUCCACGCUCCCACCAAUCCCAAGAGAAAUGCCCCAAAUACUCUAAGUUUAUGUACUGAGUCAAGCCGCAGUGGUAAAUCACCAGAGAGACUUCAAAGGUAAUCAGAGGCGAUUAUGAAGUGGCUGCCAUCAAACCACCAGAAAAUACAGUAAUGAACCAAACCCCAUGAAAAAUGUACAAUCUACCAUCAUUCUUUCUCUGUUGAUAUAUUGUAUGAAAAUUAAAUGAGAAAAGAUAUUUUUUUCUAUUUAGUUCAUUUGCAUGGACACAAAUUUAGCUGAAUAAAAAAAAGAUAACUUAUUUUCUUGAGGCUGCAACUUGCAAAAAAAGAUGAAGAAAAAUGAAUAAAACAGAUCAGCCAUUUUCAACAAUUUAUAUUAUUUUUAAAGAUAAAUUUCACUAGUGCAUGGUUUUCAAGGGGAGUGAAUGCAACAUCGUGAUUUAAAAAUACAUUCUUUAUCAUUCUUUAGACCAUUCAUGAGUCUGUCUUUUAUAGACAUGCAGAUAAGAGAAACUUUAAGGAAACUUUUCAAGUUAUUUAACAGAAAACGUUUAUGUGACAAAAAGUAAUAAUGAAAAUAAAUGUAAAUGAUUUAUUUCAUUGUAAAAGGCUCAUGCCUUGUUAAGAUAAACAUUAUGUGCAAAUUGUACAUGUUUCUCUUCUUCUUCCUUGUCCCUGGGUACUUUUCAUUGUACUUUUCAUUGCUACCAUUGUUCAGUUCCCCAAUAUUGUCCAGAUUUUAGGACUGUUAAUUAUUUUACAGUUCUGUAUUGUUUCAGUAUGUAUUUAAUUUUGGAUUUGAUUUGUUUAACAAGCAUGUUGAAAAGGAUUUUCUGCAACAUGGCUUGGGCACACCUUACAGUAACUCAGCAUGUUUUGAUAAAGAUGAUAUUUGGAAUUUUUGCAGUUUCUUGUACAGUGCAUGUCAACUUCAUUACUUUUCUCCCUCACUUUAAAUUGAACUCUACAGCAAGUUAGUUCCUGGUCAUCCAUGGCCAAAUAUUGAAGUUUUAACAAAAACAUUCCACCCCCAAGGUCAUAUUUUCUUUCAGCUUUUUUGAGAAAAAAAGUGACAAGGAAAACAUUUUAUAUUCAAUGGAGGUUGACAAAACAGUUGUGAUUGCAAGUGUAUUUUAUUUCAGUAUUGUUGACAAACAUGCAAAAAUAAUCUGUACUGGUACAGCAAGAGGUCUUAACAUAAUCAAGAGUCAGCAACCAUGCAAGAUGUAUGUUGCUAUGGUUCAAUUUUACAGGCACUGUUUGUGAAGUUGAGCUAAUCACAAGUUCAAAUAACAAGGGAUAUUGCCACAGAAAAUGUUUUUUUCUUGUUUUAAUGAAAAUGAAAUUAAUUUACUAUAUUUUUGUUAGUUUUAUUUAAAAGCCAAGACCAGUUUAUAUUUUAUUUUAUAUUUUUAGUAAUUAUAAAUACUUCUCAUGUCUGGGAAGUAUGUUACAGUAUGUCUGAAUGAAAUUGAACUGAGGCAUUAUUCCUUUUCCAUAUUACAAAAAAUGUUUUAAUGUCCAAGAAAAUCUUGUGGCUGUAAAAAGCCACAGUAUAUAUUUUAAUUUAUUUUCAUUGUAAAUACCUUUAGAUGUCAGAAUUUGAAUAAACAAGCUACCAUGAAUAGAUUGAUGAUUAUUUUGGAACAGGAAAAAUGCCUCUUGAUGACGAAGACAUAUGUUUAUUAUCCUUUUGAAUGCCUUUUAAUUUUCUCUUUUUGGUGCAAUGUGUUAAUGCCAAGGCUAUGUCUUGGUUAAGUAUGGUUGAGUACAGAGAUUUAUGUAAGUUAUUUUUCAAAUUAAAAAUAAAAAAAUUGAUAUUACACUUAU